This is a messenger RNA of Ceratina calcarata, 1214 nucleotides long. RefSeq names its product zinc finger protein 251. Gene Ontology annotation, biological process: regulation of transcription by RNA polymerase II. Lineage: Eukaryota; Metazoa; Arthropoda; Insecta; Hymenoptera; Apidae. The transcript is spliced from 6 exons. Gene Ontology annotation, molecular function: protein binding; DNA-binding transcription factor activity, RNA polymerase II-specific. Bases 1 to 1167 code for a protein of 388 amino acids. The record is from RefSeq and is a predicted model, not a curated record. Gene Ontology annotation, cellular component: nucleus.
AUGGAAACCUGCGUUCUGAUACCCAAAGAAUUUUCCCUGGCACUCGCUAACGAUCGCACUAACUACAAGGGAUUUUUCAAGAAUGAUUCAGGCGGCUUAGUGACCGACGUCAGGAUAUCUGUAUGGUCCAACGUGCUUAUUCCGGCGGGCACGUUGAUCUACCCCUUUCAGGGAUCCAUCCGAUUCGACAAGAUCGAUCUCUACUCCCUCUUAGAUGACAAUGAUAUCAGACGCGAGUACGGCUGCUAUGAUGAAGUUUCAUUUUCAAAUUACAGCCUCAACAAGCGUCAGUGCAAUUGGAUAAGAUUCCUCCGUAUAGUUCAAUCUUACGACGAACAAGUAAACUUAAUUGGUACCAAAGUGAAAGGGGAUCCAAUCUUUGAGGUAAUAAAAGAUGUUCAACCGGACACGGAAUUAGUUGCUUGGUUCCUGCCUACAGCGGAACAAGAUUUCGUCUUCAUACCGCACGACAUGUGUUCGAGGUCUGCCCUGUACAGAUGCACCAUCGACUCCAUUCUAGACGAAUCCCCGUUGGACUUAUCCAUGGCGUUGCUCUCGCAUCAUUCGUCAUCGACGAUCUCGCAUCCGUAUUACGACGUGGACGAAUACGAGUCGACGUCGGAAGAGUCCUCGUCGUCAACGUUAUCGUUGACAGGCGAUCACUUAGAUUGCAGCAUUUUGACGACAAUUAAAAGAGGAGAAAGGGUUCUGCUCCCGUGCGAAGUCUGCGGGAAGUCCUUCGAUCGGCCUUCCCUCCUCAAGCGUCACAUGAGAACGCAUACAGGUGAGAAACCGCAUGUUUGUAUGGUGUGCAACAAGGGCUUCUCAACGUCGAGCUCGUUGAACACACACAAGCGAAUCCACAGCGGUGAAAAACCCCAUCAGUGUCUUGUUUGCGGUAAGAAGUUUACGGCCUCUUCCAAUCUCUAUUAUCAUCGUAUGACUCACAUCAAGGAAAAACCGCACAAGUGUUCACAAUGUUCGAAGUCGUUCCCAACGCCGGGAGAUCUCAAGAGUCAUAUGUACGUGCAUAAUGGGCUAUGGCCAUUUAGGUGCCAUAUCUGUAGCCGCGGUUUCAGCAAACCGACGAACCUUAAAAACCACAUGCUACUGCAUCUCGGUAGGUGCUCGAAUAAGAAGAUCGUCAAAUCGAUUUCAGACUAUUGAACAAUACCCCUCGACGUUUCUCGAGAGAUUUCUGUAUUUAGCUACUA